UCGGAACCUGAGGCUUCGCGGCGGCGCGGGCGCACAGACGGACUUACCUAGCAGACAAGGCACCGGGGCGCGCGACCCCUGACGAGGAGUGUUGUCACGUGACACAGGGGCGUGCUUUUCUUGCCUAGCGCGCUCCGGUGCGCGUCCCCAGGGGGCGGCUGUGGGCCCUACGUGCCAGCUGGGUCCUCAGACCAGAGGCCGGACUAGCCGGUGGUUGCCGGGGCCACGAGGCCAGAGAACGAGGAGGGCGGGGUCGGCUGUGGGACCGCGGCGAAGACACACCGAGCGAGCGCCGGGGCCUGAGGGCAGCGAUGCUGUGGUUCCAGGGCGCCAUCCCGGCGGCCAUCGCGUCUGCUAAGAGGAGCGGCGCGGUCUUCGUGGUGUUCGUGGCAGGGGAUGAUGAGCAGUCUACACAGAUGGCAGCAAGCUGGGAAGAUGAGAAAGUGACUGAAGCAUCAUCCAACAACUUUGUUGCUAUUAAAAUUGAUACUAAGAGUGAAGCUUGUCUGCAGUUUUCACAAAUUUAUCCUGUAGUAUGUGUUCCAUCCAGUUUCUUUAUAGGAGACAGUGGCAUCCCUUUGGAAGUAAUAGCAGGGAGUGUUUCUGCAGAUGAACUUGUUACAAGAAUUCACAAAGUCCAACAGAUGCACUCAUCAAAAGGUGAAACAUCAGUGACAACAAAUGACAACCAGUCAGAAAGUUCAGUAUCUACCCCAUCCGCCUCAUUUGAACCUGACGUAUGUGAAAGUGCUGAGUCCAGAAAUACAGAGCUUUGUGAGACACCAGCUACUUCUGACACAAAGUCAGAUAAUGCAACAGGAGGAGAAUACGCAAGUCAUGACAGCCUCUCUCAGGAGCCUCGUAGAUGUUCAGACCAGAGACCAGCAGAGGACCUCACCGUCAGAGUGGAAAGCAGACUAACAAAAAAACUUGAAGAAAGGAGAGAAGAGAAGAGGAAGGAAGAAGCGCAGAGAGAGAUUAAGAAGGAAAUUGAAAGGAGAAAAACUGGCAAGGAAAUGUUGGAUUAUAAAAGAAAACAAGAAGAAGAAUUAACAAAAAGAAUGUUAGAAGAAAGAAGCAGAGAAAAGGCAGAAGAUAGAGCAGCCCGAGAGCGCAUCAAGCAGCAGAUUGCACUGGAUCGUGCAGAAAGAGCUGCUCGUUUUGCAAAGACAAAGGAAGCAGAGGCUGCCAAAGCUGCUGCCUUGAUGGCCAAACAGGCAGAAGCGGAAGUCAAGAGGGAGUCUUCUACACGAGAGAGAAGCACCAUUGCAAGAAUUCAGUUCCGGCUGCCAGAUGGUUCUUCGUUUACAAACCAAUUUCCUUCUGAUGCUCCUUUAGAAGAAGCAAGGCAGUUUGCUGCACAGACUGUUGGCAACACCUACGGUAAUUUUUCACUAGCAACCAUGUUCCCCAGAAGAGAGUUCACCAGAGAAGACUACAAGAGGAAGCUGCUGGAUCUGGAGCUCGCCCCCAGCGCCUCUGUGGUGCUGCUGCCAGCAGGACGGCCAGCCACAUCCAUUGUCCACCCUUCUAGUGGAGACAUUUGGACAUUACUGGGGACGGUGCUUUAUCCAUUCCUGGCCAUAUGGAGACUAAUUAGCAAUUUUUUAUUUAGUAGUCCUCCUCCUGCACAGACUUCGGCAAGAGCCACAUCCACAGAGCCUUCAAAUUCUGCAUCAUCCAACAAGUCAGAGAAAAGGGAACCAGUCCGAAAAAGAGUGCUGGAAAAACGAGGGGAAGACUUUAAAAAGGAAGGGAAGAUAUACAGACUGAGGACCCAAGAUGACGGCGAAGACGAGAACAACACCUGGAAUGGGAACUCCACGCAGCAGAUGUAGUGUAGCGAGCAGGGCACGGUCAUCACCGUUUCCUUAGGGUUCCACCCAGCUAGACUGCUGCUGGAGAAGUGGGUCUGCUUUAUGUUUUCAGACUGUGUAUAGUCCUUAUUUCUGCUAAGAGGUUUUCAGUUAAGUUGUUUAACCUGAAAAAGUCAAAACAUGAAAUAGCUGGAUGCUAGGCCGUUGUAUAGGGUAACCAGCUGCUCGGCCUAAAAGAACCCCACGGCAGCCUGCCACCACCAGUUCUGUUCAGACUUCACAGCCCUCUAGCCCAGUAUUUCAUUUAGGAUACUUUUUACUGCAAGAUUCUCAAGUCACACACAAUAAUUGGUAUGUCACUGAGUAGUCUGAGCCCCGAGCACUUCAGCGAGCUAAUCAGGUGAUAACUGAUGUUUAGCGUUUCUCUUUGCACUCAUCAGCCUCAAAAAAAUCUUGUAGUUUUUGAUCUUACUUAAAUAUCAAAUAAAAAAGUUUUCAAAAAACCAGAAUGAUCUUAUUUUUGCUGUAAGCAUCCUUUAUCGUACAGGGCUGUAUUGAGGCCGCUUUUGUGACUUUUUCCUUCCAGUGCUGCCCUGAAGAUGUCAACAAAAUAACUGGCUACCUUUCUUUUAAAAAGUAAAAUUGUGUCCUAGGUUCCUGAUGCAUAUGUUUUACAAUCUGUUCUCAUCAGUGCCAGACAGAUGAGCAUGGCCAGUCUGCAGCUUAGAUGACUCACUCAUACUUGUACUGAAACCUCACCUUCAGCAGCCGCACCUGCUGGACCAGAGUCCAGUGGGGUAGGGCUAGGGUAGAGAGCAAAGACACUUCACCCCACUAUUCCUAAGUUUGGAAGACAGUCUCAGACUUACUGUUCGAAACGUGGGGUGUGUCUUGCUGCUCUGUUAUUAGAAUGGAGAGUCGUCCUGACUGUGAUACAGGAGGAAGAGCUCUUCUCAACUGUGGAGUAAUGAGUGUAAGGUGGUUGUGCUGGCCGGGGGCAGUGUGGCAGCUCGAGCUGGGCCAGCAGAACCUUUCUGAAACCAUGCCUGGGAACUUCAAGUGUUUUAUACUUUGACACAAUAGCUUUUUCUAAGUAGUGACCCUCACUGCAGAAGUUUAGCUGUGAGUAGACCUAAUAUUAGUUAACUGGAAACAACUAAAUUUCUUCUGUGGACGUGGUUUCUGUUGAGAAAUGGUACAUACUAAUCCAGCACUUGCAUGUUUACUGAAUGCCUGCUAUGUUGGUGGAAAGAAGGCAGGAUGCAUAGUUGUAGGCACAGGGUGAAUUCAGCUUUGUAAAUACAUAGUGUGUGUAGAGGACAGUGUGUUGAUGUAUAUGUGAAGGGAAGGACACGGUAAUGAUUGUAUCCCUGGAGUUCUCUUACAGUCUGCUGCAUGGAUCGCAUUAGUUACACUUUAAAGAGAAGUUUUUGUCAGUAAUGGUGGCUCACACUUAAAAUCACAGCACUUGGGAAUCAGAUGCAGGUGGAUCUCUGAGUUUAAGGGCCAGCCUGGUCUACGUAGCAAGUUCAGGCCAGCCAGGGCUACAAGGUAAAAAACAACAACAAAAGUGUGAGUUUUAACAUCUCAUUUAAGAUCCAGUCAUCUAUAAAGGCAGCAAGCUGGGGGUGGCAUCUCAUUCCUGUAUCCAAGUACGUGGGAGGUGGAGGCAGGAGGAUCAAAAGGUCAAGAUUAUCCUCAGGUACAGGUUCAAGUCCAGCCUCAGCUGAAUGAGAUCUGUCUCUACAAUAACAAGGCAAUAUAUGAUUUUUUUAAAAAAUACUUGUCAAGUGGGUAUGAAUCCUGGAAAAACAUUAAGUACCUCAAGUCAACUUGUCUUGAAGAAAAUCAAAUACAAGUCUUAAAAUGUCCAUAAUUCAUGUGUAAGAGGAUCCCGCUUCAAUAUCAUCUCUUUUAAAAAGUACACAAGGGUGAAGAAGCUCCAAAAUAGAAGAAAAUGGUGUCUCUGUCCUUGCAUCUUACCCCACUACCAUUACCCAGAGGUAACCUCUAUUAAUAAUUUCUAAUGUAAUUUUCAGAAAAAUUGUAUGCAUCUAAGCAAAUAUGUAAUCUUUAUUUUUAAAUAAAUGGGAUCAUACUGU
Messenger RNA from Arvicanthis niloticus (Nile rat), 3919 nucleotides. RefSeq names its product UBX domain protein 4 (gene Ubxn4). The record is from RefSeq and is a predicted model, not a curated record. Gene Ontology annotation, molecular function: protein binding. Gene Ontology annotation, biological process: ERAD pathway. Lineage: Eukaryota; Metazoa; Chordata; Mammalia; Rodentia; Muridae. Gene Ontology annotation, cellular component: endoplasmic reticulum.